AGGUAAUGGUAGACAGUGCUGCGGAAGACGCUGUACGACAACGGAGGCCGCAAGGCCCUACGGAAGAUGUGCGACCUACAAGCGAUGAAAGCGAUAUGGACGCUAUCGUUCAGGAUGAGGAAAGCGAUGCAGCCGCAAAACAGAACGAACGUCGCAAAUCAGUCUCAAAGUUUACCAAGAUGAUUCCUCAGGAUACUGGUAGUAUGGGAGAACUAGUGGACUCGCUUCUUGCUACGCUUCCAGCUAGAUGGCGAAAUUGGGUAGUUCGCGGCGUUUUUACCAUAAUCAUGGUUUCUCUGUUUUCGUUCAUUGUUAGCAGGGGACCGACAUGGCUCAUGGCUUUGGUGUUUGCUAUACAGUUCAAAUGUUUCCAUGAAAUCAUCAGCAUCGGCUUAGCCGUUUACCGCAUGUAUGACUUCCCCUGGUUCCGUGCACUUUCUUGGUACUUUCUCAUCACAAGCAAUUACUUCAUUUUUGGAGAAAGUCUUAUCGAUUACUGGGCGAUAGCGCUGAGGAAAGAUAAUUUUCUGCAAUUCCUGAACUCUUAUCAUCGACUAAUUAGUUUUGCACUCUACUGCGUAGGAUUCGUGUGGUUUGUUUUAUCAUUGAAGAAGGGUUAUUAUCUACGCCAAUUCUCUCUGUUUGCUUGGACUCACAUUACAUUACUGCUAAUAGUUUGUCAGUCCUUCUUCAUCAUUCAAAAUAUUUUCCAAGGAACCAUAUGGUUCCUCGCUCCGGUUUCGAUGAUCAUCUGCUGUGAUGUGAUGUCGUACAUGUUCGGAUUUUUCUUCGGUCGCACACCUCUGAUCAAGCUGUCGCCUAAGAAGACAUGGGAGGGUUUCAUUGGAGGAGCUGUAAGCACCGUGGUUUUCGGAAUUCUGCUUGCCUAUUCUUUGCACAAUCGACCGUUUUUUGUGUGUCCAGUGGAGGAUUACUACAUUGACAAUACAAACUGCACCAUACCAUCAUCUUUCCAAACGCAGCAUUAUUCGGUGCCGCGUCCAUUUUCGUGGAUCCUUGCCGUUUUGAAACGUGAUCCUCAGAUCCACAUCUUCCCCUUCGUUCUCCAUGCGAUUGUCAUGGCGUUGUUCGCUAGCUUACUCGGGCCAUUCGGCGGAUUCUUUGCCAGUGGAUUCAAGCGAGCGUUUAAGAUCAAGGAUUUUGGUGACGUUAUUCCGGGUCAUGGUGGACUAAUGGAUCGUUUUGAUUGUCAGCUUUUGAUGGGAACCUUUGUCAGUGUUUACAUUCACACAUUCAUUAGAGUACCAAAUCCUGAGAAGUUGGUGACGCAGAUCUUAUGGCUUCAACCUGAGGAUCAGAUCGCAGUAUUCAACUCACUUAGACAUGAACUUAUUCAAUCAGGGCUUUUGCAACAGUCUUGAUCCCAUACAUAGAUCUCCGACCAUACCUGCAUAUUACGCAGGAGCAGGACUUUCCUGGAAUAUGAUUCAUCAUAGUGCAAGCGUUGUCACAAGACUCCUGUUCUACUUAUGAUUGAAAUUCUUCUCUGCUUGUGUUACUGUUAGAAAAUCUAACAUGUUUGCUUUAAUUUGUCCACCUCUUUG
This is a messenger RNA of Cylicocyclus nassatus, 1565 nucleotides long. Lineage: Eukaryota; Metazoa; Nematoda; Chromadorea; Rhabditida; Strongylidae. The record is from the annotation of a GenBank genome assembly.